Rotaria socialis is the source of this 288-nucleotide messenger RNA. The record is from the annotation of a GenBank genome assembly. NCBI's taxonomy places the organism in Eukaryota, Metazoa, Rotifera, Eurotatoria, Philodinida, Philodinidae.
AUGAUGACUGCCAAUUCGAUUGUUUUGCAAGCGAGUCCGUGCUCUUUUUAUUUUCACUUUGAAGAGAUCAUUGGUGCUUUAUAUUUUGGUGGUACACUUGUUAUGCUUCCUUCAAACGGUAAUCGUGAUGCACAAUAUAUCUGCGCUUGCAUUGAAAAUCAACAAGUUACGGUUGCUUUCUUUGUUCCAUUAUCUAUGAAAAGUUUAUAUGGUUAUGUGCAAGAUUCGUCGAAUAAUUAUCAACCAGCUUUACAAUCAAUAAGAAGAUUAUGCUCAGUUGGUAUGUAA